Messenger RNA from Colletotrichum graminicola M1.001, 579 nucleotides. Its product is annotated as histone-like transcription factor and archaeal histone. Gene Ontology annotation, cellular component: CHRAC; nucleus. The record is from RefSeq and is a predicted model, not a curated record. NCBI's taxonomy places the organism in Eukaryota, Fungi, Ascomycota, Sordariomycetes, Glomerellales, Glomerellaceae. Gene Ontology annotation, molecular function: protein heterodimerization activity. The transcript has 4 exons. The coding region runs from base 1 to 579 and encodes 192 amino acids.
AUGCCUCCCAACAAUAAUGCGAUACCUCCCCGUAAGGAGGCAACAGGCCAACCUGCCCUGCCAUUGGCCCGUGUGAAGAAGAUAAUCGGCACAGACCCCGACAUCAGUAUCUGCUCAAACAACGCAGCCUUUGUGAUCACUCUAGCGACUGAAAUGUUUAUUCAACACCUCGCCGCCGAGGGCCACAACAUGGCCAAGGCCGAACGCAAACCCCGCCGCAACGUCCAGUACAAGGACCUGGCAACCGCCGUGAACCACCACGACAACCUUGAGUUUCUCGAAGACAUCAUCCCCAAGACCGUUCCCUACAAACAGAUCAAGGACCAAGCCGCCGCCGCCCGUGCCCAGCCCAGGAAAGCCGACCAGGAGCCAAAGAAGCGCCAGUCCACCCUCAAAAGCAGCGCCGUCAACGGCGUCAACGGCUCCUCCGCUCGUGCUGCCGCUGCCGUCACCGCCGACCCCCUGACGGCAGCACUUCACUCGGAUGACCCUAGCGCGCAGCUCGAGGUCGAGUCCCGCCAAGCUGCUGCCGCAACCGCCGCCGCCGACGAGGACGAGGACGUCGACAUGACGGGUUAA